Molecule: messenger RNA, 512 nt
Organism: Hibiscus syriacus
Lineage: Eukaryota; Viridiplantae; Streptophyta; Magnoliopsida; Malvales; Malvaceae
Product: arabinogalactan protein 20-like
Exons: 2
Coding region: 61-372 (103 amino acids)
Source: RefSeq, a predicted model, not a curated record
UUGUAAUGUUCACAGUUCCAUUUAUUAUAGAAUCUGUAUUGCCCUCACGCUUCCCUUUUAAUGCAAACUUCUCCCUUCCCCUUCAUUUGCUUUCAGCUUUACAUUGGUAAUAGUUUUACAGAGAGAGAUCUGUUCAGAAUUUGUUGGUGCAAAAGCAAAAACAAAAUGACAACCAUCUCGUCCCCUACUUUCAUGGGUGGAGCGCUUGUUUUUGCUAUUAUGGCUCCCUAUGUUGGGGCUCAGUCUGCAUCCCCAGCACCUUCUCGCACUAGUGAUGGAACUUCAAUUGAACGAGGGAUUGCUUACGUGCUGAUGCUGCUGGCACUUGUGCUCACAUACCUCAUCCACCCAUUAGACGCAACCUUCUUUUAGAUCAUUCUUUACAGCAAUUGAGAGAUUCGUUUAAGGUCAGGGUUGUAAAACAAAUUGGCAAGUUGAUAAAUCUAUUGUGUAUUUCUGGGUGAUUUGCAACACUGGAUAUAUAUUUCUGGGACCUGGAAUUAUUGUCGAAA